AUGCCGCCCUACAAAGAGAUGAGGAAAAGCAACCGAUUCUACUACUUCAUCAAAUUCACCCUAAACGUGUAUUCCAUGCUGUUUUCGCUGGUGGGCCUGUGUGUGCUGUGUGUGGGGGUCUACGCUGAGGUGGAGAGGCAGAAGAACCGGACCCUGGAGGGGCUGUUCCUGGCCCCCGCUGUGGUGCUGAUCCUCCUGGGGCUGGUCAUGUUCACCGUGUCCCUGGUGGGCAUGGUGGGAUCGCUACGGGACAACAAGACUCUGCUGCACAUGUUUCUCUGUGUUCUGUGCGUGUUGCUGCUCCUUCAGGCUGUCGCUCUCACCACCGCGCUCAUCUUUGAGAAAAAGACGUCUGCCUUGUUCCAGAGCAGUAUUCGAGAGGGCAUUAAACACUACUACGACGACUUGGACUUCAAAAAUAUCCUGGAUUACGUGCAACAGAAGUUUUCCUGUUGUGGAGGCGAUGAGUACAAAGACUGGGGAGUGAACCAAUACCACUUCUGCAACGGCACCGGUCCGUUGGCCUGCGGGGUUCCUUACACCUGCUGCGUGCGUCGGAAAGUGGGAGAGGUCAUCAACACAUUCUGCGGAUACAGGACUCUGGACCAACAGAGAGAGACGCUGCAUGAGCUGAUCCACGUGCGCGGCUGCAUUCACGCCGUCAACCUGUGGAUGGGCGACAACAUCGGCAUCACCAUCGCCCUGUGCUGCGCCGUCGGCUUGCCUCAGCUCCUGGGGAUCAUCUUGAGCUGCGUCUUCUGGAACCUGCUGGUGGACAUGAGCCAGUCUCCUGACAUGGUGGACUUCAAGAAGAAGAAGUCCGAGUUCAACUACAGCGAGCUGGACCUGGCGGGUGCGGGCUGGUGCAUGUGUCUGCCCCGGGACGAAGGGUACCUGCCUGUGCCUGCCGCAGAGCCCGACCUGGACCCUAUAGACAUCCACCUGCAGAAGCUGAAGAAGGUGAAGCCGCUGUCUCACGCCCAGCUGCGCGAGAUGCAGCGGUCGGCGUCAGGGCUGGACGAAGUGGACAAGGGCCGCAAGCAGAAACGAGAACACUGA
Molecule: messenger RNA, 1059 nt
Organism: Knipowitschia caucasica
Lineage: Eukaryota; Metazoa; Chordata; Actinopteri; Gobiiformes; Gobiidae
Source: the annotation of a GenBank genome assembly